Messenger RNA from Prorocentrum cordatum, 668 nucleotides. Lineage: Eukaryota; Dinophyceae; Prorocentrales; Prorocentraceae. The record is from the annotation of a GenBank genome assembly.
CGCGCCAGAGUGAGCAGGCUCCGCAAGAGGGCUCAUAGGUUCUGCGGGCCCCGCUUAGCCUUCGCUAAGCUGACCAGGAUCGUCCGUGCAGGGGCCAACCCAGCAGGGCUGCGCGGCGCCUCAGUCGUGGGAGCGCAGGACCGUAUCCUCAAGCAGUUGCGCGCCUCGGUCGGGGAGUCGAUCUUCGGGGCGGCCAGGGGCAGGAGUCGGACCAUCGGCUUCACGCUGUCGCCCGCGCCCCUGUCCGAGCCCACCUUCGUUGCCAACUUUGCUCCGCUCGCCUUCUGGGCGGCUGCUGUCAGACAUAGGUGGGUCUCCGAGGGGGACAUGGUCUUGGUGUUCGAGUCGCUUAGUAAGGGAGGAGAGCCCGCCUGGCAGCAGGUUAAUGGGCCCACAGGGGCUAUGCUGGCUACGCUUCGCAGGCUCGGCUGGGCCCUGCUCCGCUGGGACCGCUGGGAGACGUUUACUGGGCUGGUGGUCGACUUGCGGGAGUACGGGGCCAGGGCGGUCAAGGCUCUGGUGGAUGCGGGGGCCAAGGAUGCACUUCUUCGGGAUCUGAGCAUCCGAGGCGAGGCGUUAGGUACGGCCAGCCAGGUUGCCCUCUUCCUGGACUGCCGUUCGAUUUCGACUGAGUGCAAGUUGUGCGGGCACCCGUGGGGCUCCAAGCA